Galendromus occidentalis (western predatory mite) is the source of this 984-nucleotide messenger RNA. Its product is annotated as putative glucose-6-phosphate 1-epimerase. Gene Ontology annotation, biological process: carbohydrate metabolic process. The record is from RefSeq and is a predicted model, not a curated record. Gene Ontology annotation, cellular component: cytoplasm. The transcript is spliced from 7 exons. Bases 74 to 892 code for a protein of 272 amino acids. NCBI's taxonomy places the organism in Eukaryota, Metazoa, Arthropoda, Arachnida, Mesostigmata, Phytoseiidae. Gene Ontology annotation, molecular function: glucose-6-phosphate 1-epimerase activity; carbohydrate binding.
CGUUCAGCAUUCGGUGUGGACAGCAUUGUCUGACAGCUCUUGCCAAGAUCCUAAAGGAACAAUCGGAUCAAAGAUGAGCCUCGGGUGUGACGAGAAUGAUUUGGUGCAUCUCAAACUCGGAGAAGAUACUGCCGUCAUCCAUCUAUUCGGCGCCACAAUACUCUCAUGGAGAACGGGUCGCGAACGCUCGGAAAACCUUUUCCUGAGCAAGACCGCGGUUUUCGACAAUAAGAAGGCGAUUCGAGGGGGAGUUCCUUUCGUUUUUCCGAAUUUCGGACCAUGGUCUCUCGGACCCCAGCACGGCUUCGCGCGAACGUCGAUGUGGUCACUGAGCGAGCGGGAACCUCACGAAGCGGUUCUCCGCUUGACGGAAACAGAAGCCACACUGGCCAUGUGGCCAUUCAAAUUCGAGAUUAAGUACACCGUGACGCUGGCAUCCGAUGCUCUGCACAUGACGGUAGACGUGAGAAACACCGAUACGAAGCCCUGGGACUUCACGCUGCUUCUUCAUUCUUACCUCCGGGUGAGCGACAUCGCUUCAACAAGCAUAAAAGGACUCGAGAAGGCGUUCUACAUCGACAAGAUUCAUGGGAAAAACAGCAGUCAAGAAGGCGACGUCAGAAUCGAUGCAGCGAUCGACCGGGUAUAUUGCUCCACGAAUGACGUGUUGGAGGUCAGCGAUGGGUCUCGGACAAUCAUCGUCGAGAAGAGAGGACUCCCCGAAACAGUCGUCUGGAAUCCGUGGAUCGAGGGUUCUGCCAAAACCAGUGACCUGGACGAUGACGCUUGGGAGCGGAUGGUCUGUGUGGAACCGGGAAAAGUACAAGAUCGUGUAACUCUCCAGGCGAAGGAAGUAUUCAUCGCGAAGGCUUCGCUCCGACUAGCGAAAUGAGAGCUCGACGAUCGAGACGUCGAAAAAUUAUACUAUGGAACGUCAUGGAAGGAUAUACACAUGUAUCCGUUUUGUAGAUUAAAUUCUCGAAA